This is a messenger RNA of Malassezia vespertilionis, 978 nucleotides long. RefSeq names its product D/L-glyceraldehyde reductase. Bases 1 to 978 code for a protein of 325 amino acids. The transcript has a single exon. NCBI's taxonomy places the organism in Eukaryota, Fungi, Basidiomycota, Malasseziomycetes, Malasseziales, Malasseziaceae. Gene Ontology annotation, cellular component: cytosol. The record is from RefSeq and is a predicted model, not a curated record. Gene Ontology annotation, molecular function: aldose reductase (NADPH) activity.
AUGAACCCGAACAACAAGAUUACGCUGAACGACGGCAACAAGAUCCCUCAGAUUGGCCUGGGCACAUGGCUUUCUUCGCCUGGUGAGGUUGGCCGUGCCGUGGAGCAUGCCAUCAAGACUGGCUAUCGCCACUUGGACCUGGCCAAGAUCUACAAGAACCACGCGGAGAUCGGGGAGGCGCUGAAGAAGGCGAUUCCCGCAAAUGUCAAGCGCGAGGACUUGUUCAUUACUGACAAGCUCUGGAACAACUCGCACAAGCCUGAGCGUGUUGAAAAGGCGCUGGACCAGACUUUGCAAGAGCUUGGCUUGGACUAUUUGGAUCUCUACCUGAUCCACUGGCCUGUCGCCUUUGAGGGUGAGCUAGACGAUCUUUUGCAGGAAAAAGAUGGUUUUGCUGUGCUUGACUUGGAGACGUCUCUCGUGGAUACGUGGAGGGCUAUGAUUGCACUGCAAAAGACUGGCAAGGUCAAGUCGAUUGGUGUCUCCAACUUUUCGCCCGCGCAGAUUGAAGUGCUCACGAAGGAGACGGGUGUGGCCCCUGCAGUGAACCAAAUUGAGGCGCACCCCUUGCUUCCCCAGGACGAUCUUGUGGACUAUCACAGGAAGAACAACAUCCACAUUACUGCGUACUCCCCGCUUGGCAACAACCUCAAGGGCCAAACGAAGAUUGUGGAGUACCCGCAGAUUCUUGAGAUUGCCAAGAAGCGAGGCGUGGACCCGGCACAGGUGCUGAUUGCUUGGGGUGUGAAGCGUGGCUACUCGGUCAUUCCCAAGAGUGUGACCCCCAGUCGCAUUGAAAGCAACUUCCAGCUGAUUGAACUUACGGACGAAGAGUACAAAAAGGUCACGGACCUCAUUACUACUGUCGGCCGUAGCGUUCGCUUUAAUACGCCCUUCAACUACACGCCGUCCUGGGACAUCAACGUGUUCGGUGAGGAGGCUGAGAAGUCGGCCAAAAACCAGCUCAAGAACAAGUAG